GUCAUUGAGCGUUUCAAGACUGAGGAACAUCAUGAUAGUUGGGUAGAGACAUUAGAAGAGUUUGCUGUGUUAAUACCACAAGGUCUUCCUCACAUCGUGACAUCACAUCCAGAAGCAGUUGACACCUUAGUAGACUGGGCCUUAGAGGGCCUUGACCUAGAAAAGGCCAUGUUACAGCCAAGUACACCAUUCAAAGUCCGCCACUUAAAAAUGGGAGUUAAUCUGACGGGUGCUCUGGCUGUGUGUGACACAUCUGUUGCUCUGAGAUUAUUGAACAAAGGUGUACAGCACAAACUUAUAGACCUCUACCAGAGUCAAUAUAUGUCAGUCUCUGUGAAGCUUCACAUAAUACGCUCUCUGGACCAGACGACACACUUCCAUGAGGGACUGAGAGCAUUUUUAGAACGUGACCAGGCUCAUAUGACGGGUGUUAGUGGCUAUCAGAGACUACUAGAGAUCAUGUUAUCCAAGCAGGAUUUUCGCACCAUGGUUGCAAUGAGUGCACUCAUUCAGAAGAUG
This is a messenger RNA of Owenia fusiformis, 519 nucleotides long. The record is from the annotation of a GenBank genome assembly. NCBI's taxonomy places the organism in Eukaryota, Metazoa, Annelida, Polychaeta, Sabellida, Oweniidae.